GUGCAAAAGGUUAAAGAAAAAAGUUAAAGAAAAAAAUUAAUCAUUUGCACAAAACAAAGCUACUGAAGCAGGGAGAUUAAAUCCUUUAGAAAUGGCUUAUGCUGCACUUUCUUCACUUAUGUAUACAUUGGAACAACUCUUCAAACCUAAUCAAUCUUUUGUUUGUCAAAGUUCUACACAACAACAUGUUCAAUCUCUCUAUCGAAAUCUUUCUGUUCUGCAAGUUUUCCUUGACGAUACUACCACAAAUGAUAUUGAAACUCUUAAGGUUGUAGAAAAGAGGAUCAGAAAUGUUGUACACAAAGCAGAAGAUAGAGUUGAUUCAAGUCUAAGAAGCAUCAUUCUAGCAGAUCACACAAAGAGGAGAAAAAAGGCUUGUAGAUCCUUUUAUGCAGAAUUGUUGAAAGUGGAACAACAAGUUUAUUUUCUCAACAAAGAGGUGAUGUUGGUCGAGUUUAACAAGCAUAGAAGCAAAUCUGCAGAAUUAGCAACAACUCCUUCCUCACCAGAAAAAAGUACAAUUGAGGAAAAUAGUAUUGUUGGGAUGGAGGAUGACUUCAACAUCAUACUUGAUCGUGUCACUGCCCAAACAGACAAAUUAACUGUCAUACCAAUUUUUGGUAUGGGUGGUAUAGGUAAGACAACUCUUGUCAGAAAAGUUUAUGAUAAUUUAUCUAUUCGUUCCCGAUUUGAUAGACAUGCUUGGGUCACAAUCUCCCAAGAAUACAAUGAGAGGCAAAUGCUUCUUGAAUUAGUCUCUUCAAUUACUGGAAGCAAUCAAGAAAGUAGCGAUGAUGAACUAAUGGAGAUUGUGUAUAGAGGUCUGAAGGGUAGGCGAUUCCUAAUAGAUGAUAUUUGGAGUACUGAGGCAUGGGACCAAAUCCAAAGAAUAUUUCCCAAGGAUAACAAUAAAAGCCGAAUUCUAUUAACCACUCGGCUCAAGUAUGUUGCUGAUUAUGUUAGUUGCCCUUAUUUUCCGCCUCAUAGUAAGUCUUUUCUAAGUCUAGAAGAUAGUUGGAAUCUAUUCACGGAAAAAUUAUUUAAAAAAGAUCACUGUCCUCCUCUUCUAGAAGAAAUAGGGAAGCAUAUUGUACAACAAUGUCGAGGAUUACCUCUCUCGGUGGUUGUUGUUGCUGGGCUUCUUGUAAAAAUGGACCCAACACAUGAUAAUUGGAAGAAGGUUGAGGAAAAUCUGAACUCGUUCUUUGGUACGGUGUCUGAACGAUGCCAAUCAAUUCUUUCUCUGAGCUACAAUUCCUUGCCCCAAUAUUUGAAGGCUUGUUUUCUCUAUGUUGGAGGUUUUCCAGAAGACAGAGAGAUUAAAGUUUCCAAGUUGAUUAGGCUAUGGAUUGCUGAGGAAUUUGUAAGGGGAAGUAGCAAUAAAAGGUUAGAAGUGGUGGCAAAGGAGUAUCUAGAAGAGUUAAUUGAUAGAAGUUUAAUGUUGGCCGGUACACAAGGGGAAAAUGGAAGGAUGAGAACUUGCAAAAUUCACGAUCUUCUUCGCCAACUAUGCCUAAGAGAAGCUCAUACUGAAAAUGUUGUGCAUGUCAUGAAUGGGAAUGUUCCCAUCUCCUUAGAAGCCAUAGAUGAUCAACGGCGACUGAUCGUUCAAUUUGAUCUUCAAGAGAAGCAAUUUUAUCCUACAAGGCAUAGCAGUGGUAUUACAAGUACAACCCGCACCUUUAUUUCAAGGCCAACACAUAUUCGAAAAUGGAAUUUCUCCAUUGUUUCACAGUUGAAGUUGCUUAAGGUGUUGGAUGUAUUUUCAAUUGAAUACGAUUUCUCUUGUGUAAUACCUCAACUUGUACAUUUGAGAUAUGUUGCUGCAAAAGUUGGGGAAACUUUUUCACUAGCCAAAUUGAGAAAUCUACGGACCAUAAUUUUUGAAAGUUUUCUAGGGACCAAGUUGAAGCGCCCGGUAGAUAUCUGGACAACAACGGAGAUUAGACAUGUGGAUAUUAGAUCACCACUCUAUAUAUCUAAUCCUCUUGAGGCAGAACAUCCUCUGUUUCUCAAUAACUUGCAAACACUCACUCUUCACUUCUCUCCUUUUGUUGCGGAACUCAUAAGAAGAAGUCCCAAUCUAAAAAAGCUAAAGAUUUCUGAUUAUUCUGAGCAUCCUGAUUGGCCUGCUAUUCAUGAUUCUCUCAGUCUUUUACAGGAUCUGGAGACACUACACAUAAAAACCAUGAAAUGGAUGAUUUUCUGUGGGGAUAAUUUCCCUCCUAAUCUCAAGCAACUGAAAUUAACAUGUACUUAUAUACCAUGGGAAGAUGUGAAAGUACUGGCUAAUUUACCGAAUCUUGAGAUUCUCAAAGGGCAUUGUGCAUUCAAUGGAACAGAUUGGAAAGUAGAUGAAGAUGUUGUAUUUCACAAAUUAAAAUAUCUACAUCUAUAUAGGUGCAGAGAUCUGGAAAGGUGGGAAUUAGCAGCUGGUAGUGAUAAUUUUUCGAUGCUUGAGAAACUAAUACUGUUUGAAUUGCCUAAACUAGAGGAGAUUCCGGAGAGUAUUGGAGAAAUAAUGACACUAGAAUUCAUCCGAAUAGUUAAUUGCGGCUCUGGUGUAGAGACAAGUGCAAAGAAAAUUCAGGAAGAGCAAGAAAGCUUGGGAAAUUAUGAGCUUGUAGUUCUAAUCUACCCCUAAGAUAUGUUAAAAUUCCAUCUUUGACUAUUAGUCAAUUAUUAAUUAAUAUGCCCAUGUGCUCUUCCUAUUUUUUAUUUCACCUGCUAAAUAGGCUUAUACUAAUACAUAUCAAAGAAACAUUUUAUUAGGCUCAAAAGGGAGAUAUUUUGUUAGGUAAAAAACGAUCCAAGGGUAUAUGUGCUCUAUUUUAGAGUAAUUUUGAUUCUUUUUUGAAUUUACAAUUGCACAGAGUUUCAGGGAUUGAUAUUAAUUUUUAUGCAA
Solanum stenotomum is the source of this 2905-nucleotide messenger RNA. RefSeq names its product putative late blight resistance protein homolog R1B-16. Bases 92 to 2644 code for a protein of 850 amino acids. The record is from RefSeq and is a predicted model, not a curated record. The transcript is spliced from 3 exons. NCBI's taxonomy places the organism in Eukaryota, Viridiplantae, Streptophyta, Magnoliopsida, Solanales, Solanaceae. Gene Ontology annotation, biological process: defense response to other organism. Gene Ontology annotation, molecular function: ADP binding.